GCUUUCUACUAGUGUGUGUGAGAGGGAGAGAAACAAAUCCCACCCUCUCUUCUUCUUCAAAAACGCACCCUAUUCUUCCCUAUUUGCAUCGCAUUUGUUCUUGAAUCUCUUUGUAUUCCCAGAGUCUCUUAGAGAGAGAGAGAAAGAGAGAGAGAAUGUUCCAUACCAAGAAACCCUCAACUAUGAAUUCCCAUGAUAGACCCAUGUGUGUUCAAGGGGACUCUGGUCUUGUCCUCACCACAGACCCCAAGCCCCGUCUCCGCUGGACUGUUGAGCUCCAUGAACGCUUUGUGGAUGCCGUUACUCAGCUUGGAGGCCCAGAUAAGGCCACUCCCAAAACCAUCAUGAGAGUCAUGGGUGUGAAGGGUCUUACCCUUUACCACCUCAAAAGCCAUCUUCAGAAAUUCAGACUUGGAAAGCAACCCCACAAGGAUUUCAAUGAUCAUUCAAUUAAGGAUGCUUCGGCGUUAGAUCUUCAACGAAGUGCAGCAUCUUCAUCUGGCAUGAUGAGCCGCAGUAUGAAUGAUAACUCACACAUGAUUGAUGCGAUUAGGAUGCAAAUGGAGGUGCAGAGAAGACUGCAUGAACAAUUAGAGGUUCAAAGACACCUUCAAUUAAGGACCGAGGCUCAAGGGAAAUAUAUACAAAGUUUGUUGGAGAAAGCUUGCCAAACCCUAGCAGGUGAUCAAAACUUGGCUUCUGGAAGCUAUAAGGGAAUGGGGAAUCAAGGAAUUCCUGGUAUGGGUGCAAUGAAAGAAUUUGGCACGCUGAAUUUUCCAGCAUUUCAAGACCUUAACAUUUAUGGGGGUGACCAGCUUGACCUUCAACACAAUAUGGAUAGGCCAUCACUCGAUGGUUUCAUGCCGAACAACGACAACAUUUGUUUGGGAAAGAAGAGGCCUAGUCCUUACGAUGGUAGUGGAAAGAGCCCUUUGAUUUGGCCGGACGAUCUGCGUUUGCAGGAUUUGGGAUCAGGACCGGCAUGUCUUGAACCACAAGAUGAUCCUUUCAAAGGUGAUCAAAUCCAGAUGGCACCACCAUCAAUGGAUAGGGGUACUGAUCUGGAUUCCAUAUCUGACAUGUAUGAAAUAAAGCCAGCGCUUCAGGGUGAUGCACUGGAUGAGAAGAAAUUUGAAGCAUCAGCAAAGCUAAAAAGGCCAUCCCCAAGAAGAUCACCACUAGCAGCCGAAAGGAUGAGCCCUAUGAUCAACACUGGCGCUAUGCCACAAGGCAGAAACUCACCAUUUGGUUGAAGCUGACCUAUGACUUGUGUAGAUGUAAGUGACAUGAUAUAAAUUAUUAAGCUUCUUUAUAAGUAUGAGAUGUAGGGUUUUUGGGCUUGAAAGUUACUAGCAAUUUAUUAAAUUAGGGUUCUGCUCUAGCUGGGCAUAACAUAACGCCAUGCGUGGCAAACAAUCCAGUUAAAUUGUUAUGAAUUAACAAGUACAUCAAACUUGUACUUAUUUUGGCA
Populus nigra (black poplar) is the source of this 1471-nucleotide messenger RNA. Its product is annotated as myb family transcription factor IPN2-like. Gene Ontology annotation, molecular function: DNA-binding transcription factor activity; DNA binding. The record is from RefSeq and is a predicted model, not a curated record. Bases 156 to 1253 code for a protein of 365 amino acids. Lineage: Eukaryota; Viridiplantae; Streptophyta; Magnoliopsida; Malpighiales; Salicaceae. The transcript is spliced from 6 exons.